Molecule: messenger RNA, 1273 nt
Organism: Mytilus trossulus (common blue mussel)
Lineage: Eukaryota; Metazoa; Mollusca; Bivalvia; Mytilida; Mytilidae
Product: growth arrest and DNA damage-inducible protein GADD45 beta-like
Exons: 5
Coding region: 184-627 (147 amino acids)
Biological process (GO): regulation of cell cycle
Cellular component (GO): nucleus; cytoplasm
Source: RefSeq, a predicted model, not a curated record
AUAGUAUGUUCCGCCCUAUUCUUAGUAUAGGUAUAAAACCAACGACUUUACUGCGUUAUCAUUUAAACAUACGACAACUAUUGCCCAUAACACGUGGAUAUAUAUUUCUUAAUAAUUUAUUGGAAGUAUCUUAAUACAAGUUUGUUGGAUAAUAAUUCAUCAGGAUUAUAUAUACGCUCGAUAAUGACAUUCUCUGAGGAUAUUGCAGUUUUCAUGGAAUCACAAAGAAAUGUGAACAACAUUGGGUUUGCCCUUAAAAAGUUGCUAGUGAAGGCACAGGAAGAUGGCAGAAUCGUGGUUGGAGUUUAUGAAUGCGCACAGAUCUUACAAAAUUCUCCAGAAACAGUUCGACUGUGUUUGCUACCAGAAAUGGCUGAAACAGACGUAACAGUUCAAAUUCAUCAUAAACUUGUUGAAGCUUUCUGCUGGGAAAAUGAUAUCGAAGUCGUUAAGGUUGACAGCUUAAAAAAGAUGGAAAAGGUGUUAAUCGGCGAGGAGGUUGAAGGAAAUGGUAUUGACUGUGUGCUGAUACAGAACGCCAAGACAGACAGCAGUGCUGAUGACUUCAUAAAUAACUACUAUUCCAUGUUGGCCAACCAAUGUCCUGUUAUUGACCUGCCUGAAUGAAGAACAUCCAGGGCUUUCAUUUAAUUUUCCAGGAAGCCAAAACCUGGUCAAUAAAAUCAAUCUACAUAGACAGAAAAAGUCUGCUUCAAGAGGACGUCAGAUGACAACUCUGGAGAAUCAUAGACAGAACAUUGGACUAGCACAUCAAAACAACUGUUGCAUACCGUUUGCAACAUGUAGUACGUAAAACUACAAUGAUCCAGUGCUGCUCCAAGAAUGUUCUCACCAUAGCCGCUAAACCAUGCUCAUCAUUGAUACUCAACUGUUGUGUACUGCAAGCAACAUAUUACAUCAGUCAUUGCGUGACAGAAGACGUGAAUAUUUCAGAUCUUCGAGGCAUACGUGAUUAGACUUAAUAGUUCAUGUUCGUGAUAGAUACAUUUUAUUGCAUAUAUCAAUAUAAUGAUCUUGAACUUUAGAGUAUAUACUGCAUUGUGCUCUUACAGUAAUUGUUAACAUAAGACAUCGUUUGUUGUGUGUAUUAUCAUUUGGUGUUUGUAUAUUUACGACUUCAGACAGACAUGACUCAUUUUUUUUAAGUAUAUAAUAAUACUAUGAAUGUUUAUAAAUAUUUGUUGUACAAAAUUUCACUGUUUUUAUUAAUCAAGAGUUAGAAUGUGUUAUGAAUAAAUAAUAUUUGAAAAUA